Messenger RNA from Ilex paraguariensis (yerba mate), 1880 nucleotides. Lineage: Eukaryota; Viridiplantae; Streptophyta; Magnoliopsida; Aquifoliales; Aquifoliaceae. The record is from the annotation of a GenBank genome assembly.
UGUUUGGUGGCUGCCUUUUUCACAUACUCUUAUUUUCUCUCCAAAACAGGCAGCUCUAUAAAAUCCUCUCUGGUAAGCUUCAUGCUUAAAUACUCUGGCCCUAUGUGAAAGGAGAGUUGAGAAGAAAAAAUGGACAGAGAAGAAAAAGGCCUUGAGUUUCCACUAGUUUCUGUAUCUUCAGAAAAUGAGGUGAAUCCCAGAAAGGGAUUCAACAAAGCUGUCAUUUUUGCAGAAGUGAAGAAGCAGUUGUCUUUAGCAGGUCCUUUAGUCUCAGUAAAUUUGUUAGUCAAUUGUCUACAGGUUAUUUCAAUUAUGUUUGUGGGUCAUCUUGGAGAGCUAGCUCUUUCUGGUGCUUCCAUGGCUACGUCCUUUGCUUCAGUGACUGGUUUCAGUUUGAUGAGUGCUAUGGUUGUUAUGCUGUCGGUCAGCAUUCCUCUUGCAUGUAUUUGGGCCUAUGCAGCGCACAUUCUUUCAUUCUUGGGACAAGAUCCUGAAAUAUCAGCAGAAGCUGGACUUUACGCCCGUUUCAUGAUACCAAGCAUUUUUGCUUAUGCACUGCUUCAAUGCCAUGUUAGAUUCCUGCAAGCCCAGAACAAUGUUGUCCCGAUGAUGUUAAGUGCAGGAAUCACAACAUUACUGCACUUGCUCAUAUGUUGGAGUCUGGUUUUUAAAUCUGGCCUUGGAAACAAAGGUGCUGCAUUGGCUAAUGCUAUAUCUUAUUGGAUCAAUGUCCUGUUGUUGGCGAUUUAUGUUAGGAUUUCUCCUUCCUGCAAGAAUACUUGGACUGGAUUUUCAAGGGAGGCAUUGUAUGGUAUUCCGAGUUAUCUUAAGCUUGCAAUUCCUUCAGCUGUUAUGCUCUGCUUGGAAAUUUGGUCAUUUGAAAUGAUGGUUCUAUUGUCUGGUCUCCUUCCUAACCCGAAGUUGGAAACUUCAGUUCUUUCCAUAAGCCUCAAUACAUGUUCCAUGGUUUAUAUGAUUCCUCUUGGGCUCAGUGGUGCCAUAAGCAUAAGAGUUUCAAAUGAAUUGGGCGCUGGACAACCACAAGCAGCUCGUUUAGCAGUGUGUGUUUCGAUAUUCAUGGUUGCAACAGAAGGCAUUUUAGUUGCUGUUACCAUGAUUUUGGGGCGUCGAGUUUGGGGAUACUGUUAUAGUAGGGAAGAAAUGGUGGUGAAAUAUGUUAGUCAGAUGCUGGUAUUGCUUGCAGGAUCCCACCUUUUGGAUGGUAUCCAAUCUGUGCUUUCAGGAACUGCUAGGGGAUGUGGUUGGCAAAAGAUUGGUGCUAUUGUCAAUCUGGGAGCUUAUUACCUUCUCGGAAUACCUUGUGGCAUAUUAUUGGCCUUUGUCUAUCAUACUGGAGGAAAGGGGCUCUGGAUGGGAAUUAUUGUGGCACUAUUUGCACAAGCAUCACUUCUUUUGAUCAUAACUAUAUGUACUAAUUGGGAGAAAGAGGCAAAGAAAGCUACUGAAAGAGUUGAAGAAACCAUGUAGAUUCAUCAUACAUAGAAUUCCAAUAAAUUAUAAGCAGCACAUUUUCAGAAUCGAAUUUAUGGCGAGGGUGAAUUUCAAAAUUUAGAAAGUCUUGACAUUUGCACCAUUUGUAGGCUAAGCUUGGAAAUGGCUAGCAACUGGGGUUCAUUCUCCAAGUCCAAACCUGGUGCAUUGGAUUCCAAUGGCUUGUAAUGUUCAAUCCUGUAUGCUCAACUCAAGAAAGUAUUGCAAAUGCAGCAAUUCAGACCUUCAAAAUAAGAAGAAAUUGGCACAGUAACACACGCCUUGCUUUUCAGAAAUAUUUAGAAAAGUAAGAGUUGUAUAUUCACCCUAAUGCCUUUCAUUUCUUAUGGUGAGAAAGGUAGAAUUUUUUUUUUUAACCUGAAGCAUCC